GUCUGCGGCACCACAGAGUUAUUCCGUACACUGGACGUUCCUGCCCGUGCUGCGCCCUCUUUGUGGUAAGAUGGCGAGUGUGGAGGUGCAACGGGGUAGCCCUGGCGUGGAGGAAGAUGAGGGCGAGAAACAUGUGAACGGGGAGGUAGAGGAAGAGGAGGAAACCACAGCCGUCGGAGAGAACAGCGCCAGCAAAAAGAAGCGGAAGAAAAAGAAGAAGACUAAGCCAGGACAAGAAGCGGAAAAAGAGGUGGGAAGUACUACAGCGGUCAUUGACGAAGUAACAAAACGGCUGGAGAAGCAGGAGCUGGAUAACAAGGAAAAGGAUGACGACGAAGAAGAUGGUGAGGGCGAGGGCGAUGGAGCAAGUGGUAAGAAGAAGAAGAAAAAGAAGAAGAAGAAGGGCCCCAAAUCACAAACAGAUCCACCCUCUGUUCCCAUUUGUGACCUGUACACAAAUGGCAUAUUCCCCAAAGGCCAGGAGUGCGAGUACCCAACAUUACAAGAUGGACGUUCUGCUGCCUGGAGAACAACCAGCGAUGAGAAGAAGGUUCUGGAUCAAGCAAGUGAGGAAAUUUGGACUGAUUUUAGACAAGCUGCAGAAGCCCACAGACAAGUCAGGAAAUAUGUCAAGGGAUUUAUUAAGCCAGGCAUGACCAUGAUUGAUAUCUGUGAAAAGCUUGAAGACUGUUCUCGCAAGCUAAUUAAAGAAAAUGGCCUGUAUGCUGGCCUUGCAUUCCCUACAGGCUGCUCUCUCAAUAACUGCGCAGCUCACUACACUCCUAACGCUGGAGACACCACCGUGUUACAAUAUGAUGACGUGUGCAAAAUUGAUUUUGGAACCCAUAUCAAUGGUCGUAUAAUUGACUGUGCAUUCACGGUCACAUUCAAUCCAAAGUAUGAUAAGUUGCUAGAAGCUGUCAAAGAUGCUACAAACACUGGGAUAAAGUGUUCUGGCAUUGAUGUACGUCUCUGUGAUGUGGGAGAGGCAAUCCAAGAAGUUAUGGAGUCGUAUGAGGUUGAAAUAGAUGGCAAAACAUAUCAAGUUAAACCCAUUCGUAAUCUAAAUGGCCAUUCCAUCGGUCCUUAUAGAAUACAUGCUGGAAAAACUGUGCCCAUUGUGAAAGGAGGGGAAGCAACGCGAAUGGAGGAAGGUGAAGUGUAUGCCAUAGAAACAUUUGGUAGUACAGGAAAAGGAGUUGUCCACGAUGACAUGGAAUGUUCCCAUUACAUGAAGAACUUUGAUGUUGGGCACGUGCCAAUAAGACUCCCAAGAGCAAAACACCUGUUGAAUGUCAUCAAUGAAAACUUUGGCACACUUGCAUUCUGCCGCAGGUGGCUAGACCGCCUGGGAGAGAGUAAAUACCUAAUGGCACUAAAGAAUCUGUGUGAUCUGGGUAUUGUAGACCCAUACCCUCCUCUGUGUGACAUCAAGGGCUCUUAUACUGCACAGUUUGAGCACACCAUACUGCUGCGCCCCACCUGCAAAGAAGUUGUGAGCAGAGGAGAUGACUAUUGAGGCAAUUCCUGAAUGCAGCACUGUAUGUUUCUCUUUACUGCUUCUGUUGGUGUUAAAGUAAUUUGGAAUAUGGCUUUCCUAAUGGUGGUCGCACAUUUGCGAAGGGGGAAUAAAACCUGAUCAGCAAAUAGCUUUACUAACAAUCUGGGAGGGUUAACCUGAAAGCCUUCUCAAUUCAGUUCACAGCUUUAUUCAGUACUGAGCUUUUUUCAGUACACAGUGAGUUCUAGGUGACCUGAAUCAUUUCAUCUAACCUACUUAACUCUUCAUUAUAAAGGGCCAACUGUGGCGUUUCUCCACGCAGAAUGACAAAGCACGCAUUCUCUGAGUUGGCCCUCCAUAACUCACAGAGAAAUUGGUUAAAUGGAAAUGGUUUAGUUGACUUGUAAUGCGCAGUCUAUUGAACCAGACCCCCGUGUGUUCUGUGUUUUGUUAUUUCAUGGGAUGGUAUAAAGAAGCUAGAUUUAAGAGUUUUGCAUUUAAUUUAACAUGCUUUGAAAUAUUUAUAUUCCUCCACUACAACAAGUUUCUGUAACUUGAUUUGUGCAAAUUCUACUAUUGCAGUUUGAUUCCCUGGAAACCAUUUUGUAAAAAAUAUAAUAAAGAAUUUUCAAAGCAUA
This is a messenger RNA of Spea bombifrons (plains spadefoot toad), 2139 nucleotides long. RefSeq names its product methionyl aminopeptidase 2 (gene METAP2). Gene Ontology annotation, molecular function: metalloaminopeptidase activity. Lineage: Eukaryota; Metazoa; Chordata; Amphibia; Anura; Pelobatidae. Bases 71 to 1519 code for a protein of 482 amino acids. The transcript has 11 exons. The record is from RefSeq and is a predicted model, not a curated record. Gene Ontology annotation, biological process: proteolysis.